Molecule: messenger RNA, 5371 nt
Organism: Corapipo altera (White-ruffed manakin)
Lineage: Eukaryota; Metazoa; Chordata; Aves; Passeriformes; Pipridae
Gene: AASS
Product: aminoadipate-semialdehyde synthase
Exons: 23
Coding region: 16-2901 (961 amino acids)
Cellular component (GO): cytoplasm
Molecular function (GO): saccharopine dehydrogenase activity
Source: RefSeq, a predicted model, not a curated record
UAUGUUUUACAGCAGAUGCUAAAGGAGACCAGAACUUUUGCACAAAAAGUGUUUGAAUCAUACAUGUACAUGUAUUAUUUUAUUACUUUGUCUUUGCUGCCAUCAGGCUUUACCAUGCUCCGAGCCUUUAGUCACACAAAUGGUAGGUGUGUAUUCCACCAUACUAAGUGUUGGCAUCAUCGUAAGUCUGUGCUGGCAAUCAGGAGGGAAGAUAUUAAUGCAUGGGAAAGAAGAGCACCUCUAGCACCAAAACAUGUUAAGGAGUUGACAAAGAUGGGAUAUAAGGUCUUGGUGCAGCCAUCAAACCGGAGAGCCAUCCAUGAAAAGGAGUACAUCAAAGCAGGUGCCAUUAUUCAAGAAGAUAUUUCUGAGGCUUCUCUGAUAAUAGGUGUGAAGAGACCUCCAGAGGAAAAAUUAAUCCCUAAAAAGAACUAUGCCUUCUUCUCUCACACUAUUAAAGCCCAAGAGGCAAACAUGCCCCUUUUGGAUGAGAUUUUAAGACAGGAAAUUCGACUGUUUGACUAUGAAAAAAUGGUUGAUCAUAAAGGAAUGCGAGUUGUGGCCUUUGGAAAGUGGGCCGGUGUAGCAGGAAUGAUCAACAUUCUACAUGGAUUGGGUUUACGAUUUUUAGCCCUGGGACAUCACACUCCCUUCAUGCACAUUGGGAUGGCACACAACUACAGGAAUAGCAGUCAGGCUGUGCAGGCAGUACGGGAUGCUGGAUAUGAAAUAUCACUGGGAUUGAUGCCAAAGUCAGUGGGGCCCUUAACAUUUGUGUUUACAGGCACUGGUAAUGUUUCUAAGGGUGCUCAAGAAAUGUUCAACGCCCUCCCAUGUGAGUUUGUGGAACCACAUGAGUUAAAGGAAGUUUCCAGAUCUGGAGACAUCAGAAAGGUCUAUGGGACAGUGUUAAGUCGUCACCAUCAUCUUGUAAGGAAACACGAUGGAAUAUAUGAUCCAGUAGACUAUGAUAAACAUCCAGAAAAUUACACUUCUCGCUUUCACAUUGAUGUUGCACCCUACACAACUUGUUUAAUUAAUGGCAUAUACUGGGAGCAACAUACUCCUCGUUUGCUAAGUCGACAGGAUGCUCAGAAGCUGCUGGUGCCAGUUAGAUCUGCUGAUGGUUCAACGGAGGGCUGUCCUGAGUUACCACACAAACUCCUGGCAAUAUGUGACAUUUCAGCAGACACUGGAGGAUCUAUAGAAUUUAUGACAGAGUGUACAACAAUUGAGAAUCCAUUUUGUAUGUAUGAUGCUGACCAGCAUAUCACUCAUGACAGUGUUGAAGGCUCGGGGAUUCUAAUGUGUUCCAUUGACAAUCUGCCAGCUCAGCUUCCUAUAGAAGCAACAGAGUACUUUGGCGAUAUGCUUUUCCCAUAUAUUGAAGAGAUGCUGUCAUCAGAAGGCUCAGAACCUCUUGAAAAACAGAAUUACUCACCUGUUGUUCGAGAUGCAGUGAUUGCAUCCAAUGGCUCACUGACACCCAAGUAUCAAUAUAUCCAGAAACUGAGAGAGAGCAGGGAACAGGCUCAGUCGCUAAAGAUGGGUGAUAAGAAGAGGGUUUUAUUGCUCGGAUCUGGCUAUGUUUCUGGCCCUGUACUUGAAUAUCUCACUAGAGAUUCCAACAUUGGCAUCACAGUUGUUUCUGUCAUGAAGGAGCAACUUGAGCAACUGACAAAAAAAUACAGCAAUGUUACUUCAGUUCAUAUGGAUGUCCUUAAGCGUGAGGAAAAGCUGUCCUCUCUGGUGAAGAAACAUGACCUCGUGAUCAGUUUGCUGCCUUAUUCAGCACAUCCUUUUGUUGCUAAGAAAUGUAUUGAGAACAAAGUGAACUUGGUAACAGCCAGCUACUUAACACCAGCUAUGAAAGAACUCCAGGAGAGUGUAGAAGCUGCUGGUAUUACAGUUGUCAGUGAAAUGGGUUUGGAUCCUGGUCUUGACCAUAUGUUGGCAAUGGAAUGCAUUGACAAGGCAAAAGAAGUUGGUGCUACGGUUAUAUCCUACACUUCUUUCUGCGGUGGCCUGCCAGCUCCGGAGCACUCUGACAAUCCUCUGAGAUACAAGUUCAGCUGGAGUCCACAAGGAGUGUUGCUGAAUACAGUUCAGUCUGCCACAUAUUUAAAAGAUGGAGAGAUUAUCAAUAUUCCAGCUGGAGGAGCAUUACUGGAUUCUGUCACUCCAAUGGAUUUUUUCCCAGGAUUAAAUCUUGAAGGUUUUCCUAACAGAGAUAGUACAAAAUAUGCUGAGCCAUAUGGUAUUCAGACAGCUCACACUUUAUUGAGAGGCACCUUAAGAUACAAAGGAUACUCCAAAACUAUGGGAGGCUUUGUAAAACUAGGAUUAAUUAACCCAGAUCCUUACCCUUUGCUAAGCUCAACCACGCCACCUCUAACCUGGAAAGAGCUCAUGUGCAAACUGGUUGGAAUUAAGUCUCCUGUUGAGCACCAUGUUCUUAAAGAAGCUGUAUUUAGCAAACUGGAAAAGGAUAAAAGUCAGCUGGAGGCAGUAGAAUGGCUAGGUUUAUUGGGAGAUGAACAAGUUCCAGCAGCAGAUUCCAUUGUGGGGGCUCUUGCAAAGCACAUGGAGAUGAAGUUGCCCUUUGGUACUGGAGAGAGAGAUAUGAUUAUUAUGAGAAAUGAAAUAGGUCUCAGGCAUCCUUCUGGUCAUUUGGAAGACAAAUUUGUUGAUCUGGUUGUCUAUGGAGAUAACAAAGGACAUUCUGCAAUGGCUAAAACAGUAGGAUACCCCACAGCUAUUGCUGCGAAGAUGGUUCUAGAUGGUGAAAUAGUUGCCAAAGGCAUGGUUAUACCCUUGACGAAGAAUGUUUAUGGACCAAUACUUGAACGUGUUCGGGCAGAAGGCAUUGUGUACAGUACUCACAGUGUUAUCAAACAGUAAUUGGAAGCAGUGGAUGUAACCAGGUCUUGGCUUUGUUUGGUUCCAACCUCUGCCGCCCCUUUAAGAAUCUUGAUUUGAACCAGCUAAAGGCAGCACCUGCCAUUUCAUACACAGAUGUUGCCUUCCAUAAAACCUGCUUUGAUGUAGAAACUGUAGAUACUCAUGAAUUUUGGUAUUUUCCUCUGAAAAUUGAUAAGCUUUCAUGUACGCGUUUCAGCAUUGAUCAGGUCUUUCCUUAGAUCUUUUUCUAAAAUAUCUUGGAAGGGUUAGGUUUGUUUUUUCUUUUUUUUUUUGUUAUAGUUUAUCUUCCAACUGUAUAGGGUUAUUAAGACAAAUUUAAGCUGAAAGAAGUAUCUAUUAGUGGAUUCUCUUUUGGUGGAAAAGUCUAGUUAAUGAAUUCCGUUGAUGAAGUUUGCUUGUUCAUGUGGUAAAAAUUUUUCAGAAUAAUGGAGAUGAAAGUGAUAUUUAAAAUUUUAAGUCUGAUUGUUCCUUCCCCUUUAACAGUAUUUUUGAAUAUUUUCACAAUAACAAUAUGCAAGAAAUAGUUUAGAAAUUCUGCACUACUAGCAAAUAAGAUCCUGUUAAAUCUUAAAAAUGUUCAGUUCUUAAAUAUUUCAAACCUAGAUCUUAAUAUUUUUUUUAAUCCAUUUAUAAUGAGUGUAAAUUUAAAUUAAUUGGAGGAGGGAGGAAGUUUAAAGCAAGCUUCCUCCCCAUACCCUUUCCUGUUACAGAGUGGAAGCUGGUUGCAAUAUGUUGAAAUACCUGCUGUUUCAUGUUGCCUUGUGCUGUGGAGAGAGCACAUUAACAGUUAGGCAGCUAGGAAGGGCAUUCUACAGUUAAUACAGAAAUACAACAGUUAAUGUGGUUAGAAGCUGCUCCAAAUGAUGUUUAGUCCUUCCACUUACACUGUGUGCCUUGUCCAGGUUAAGUACUGUUACAAAGGGAAUAGAUUGUGUGGUAUAUGCAGCUUUGAAAUGCAGUAGGCUUAGAAUUUUAAAUUGCCACUUUUUAAGUUAGCUUAUGCCCUUCUGCUAUCAGGCUUUUCAAGUAUUCAUUUGGGAGCCUAUGCAUACUACUCAGUACAGGGCCACUUUAGACUGAUGGGAGUUUGCUGGUGGGCGAACUCACUUGCUGCUGAGUGCUGUGCUGCACAGAUGUGUCAGCCCCCCUCUAACUGCAGUUUAGCCACAUCAGUCCAGAACUGAACUUUAGCCCAAGUGCAGCUUCUCUGUAACAAAGCAGCAGUUGCCUCCUUCCAGUUCAGGGCUGCUUCUCUGGCUUUUGCUUAGGAAUUUCUACACCACCUUGCAAUGCAAGCAUGGCCUAAACUUCACAGUUAGGUCUGUGAGGUGUAAUGCUGUGGGCAGAUAGUAUUUGCACUGGUACCUGUGCAACUGGCUAGAACUUCCCUUUUCUAAAGCUGAAUACUGAUGCUGGAAGCUAUCUGCUUUCAACUUUGCUCACAAGUGCACUUUGCUGAUAAACGCACAGCCUUUUACCUCCUGAGAACCAUAGUGCUGCAAUUACAGUUCUGAGGUGAUGGAAUUCCAGGUGUUGUUUUGCACAGUAGGAAAAUUAGCCAUAGCAAUAAUUCAAGUUUUGAUCUCCAAAUUUUGCUACUCAGGAUUUGGAUUUCCUUUGUGUAAAUGCAAUGAAGUAGCAGCUGCAAUAGUUAGGUAAAAGGAGCCAAAGGGAGAAGGAAGAAUGAAUGGCAGAGUAUUAUUCUCAAAGAGAAUACUGAACCAUUGAAUGCUUUUGUCAUGUCAAAUUUGGAUUCUGUUAAAGUGCCAUGCAUAUAUCAGAUGAAAUUCUGUUACAGUGCCAUGCAUAUACUGGACGAAAUCCUGGCUCCACAAAGUUACUUCACUUCUCACUGACCUUACAGGCUGUUGGUCUGUUGUAUGGAUAGUGUAGGCAGCUGGGCUAAGGAUGAAUGCAGUGAAUGUUCUGCUCUCUGUUGCCUCCUCCUUCUCCAUGUAGAUUAAAGACCUACAGCUAAGGAUUAAAGUUAUACUUGCAUCUGCUGGUCCCUUCCAGCCCAGUGCUUGGUGAGACCAGGAUUUUACUUUAGAAUUCUCUGAUCCCCCCCCCCCCUUAGCUCCCAAAUACACAACCAUGGAGUUGUGACUCUGUAUAUGUGCAUACACUGUACUUGCUUUUCUGCCUUGGAAAUGCAGUAUGCGAAGAAAAUUGGAAUUUUAGAAGUAUCUGAUAUUUUUAGAGCACUAAAGAAUGAGCACUACAGUGUUUCCUUCAAGAAACACUGCUACUAUUUUUGAAACAUUUUGUAUCGAAGUAUAUUUCUGUUUCCCAGUGCAAUGCUGCAUUUUGUUUUCUACAUUUAGACUUAAAUGAAUUUAUUAUUCUUUUUGUAUGAAGAUUAUACUUCUCAGUUCUCUUUGCAUAUUAUUGGAAAGAUAAUUGUAUCUAAUACACAAGAUUGCUUGAAAAAUAAAUUUGAAAUCCUCUG